UGUUUGGAAGGGGCUGCUUGAGAAACGAAACUCCCACCGCAUCACCUCGCCGCGAGGGCUUCUCCUUUGAACCACCGCUGAAGAAAAUACUUCCAUAUCCCGUGGAGUUUCUUUGGACCGGGGGAGGGGGGCAGAGGGCAUGUUUCGCUCUUCCCAAAUCACCCCAGACCCCCUUUUUUGCCCCUUAGUGGAUAAUCACCCCACCACACGCACGCUUUAAAUAAAACUGCAGGGGUUUCUUUUCUUUGCUGUUGUUUUUGUGGAUCUAGAAGGAUUUGCGAAGAGGGAGGAAGGCAGACUUGAACCCGAGCCUUUUUCUAAGAGACUGGCGCAUGCUUCACCUUGCUUCGCCUGGGUCUCCCGCAGCAGGCAGCGCGCGGCGGCCGGCGCCCCCACCGCCCCCCGGCUCCGUCCUCUGUUUCCACUUCAUCCCCAUCAUUUCAGGCUGCUUCUACUGGCUGCCUGGACUCGGCUCCCGGAUUCUUCAUGAGUUGCGGACGACAUGCCCGUUUUUUAGCCGGGGAACCUUCUUCUCGUCCCGCAUGUUCAGGACCAAACGAUCGCUGCUCGUCCGAAGACUCUGGCGGAGCCGUGCGCCCGGCGGGGAGGAAGAAGGCGGCGAGCUUGGAGAGGGGGCCGCCGACAGCCGGGCGCAUGGGGCGGGAGGUGGCGGCGGCGGCGGCGGCGGCGGAGGAGGAAGCCGGGGUUGCUGCAUGGGCAAGUCGGGGAAGCUCGCCAAGGCACACCUCGGAUCGGAGGCUGAACUGAAAGCGCUGACCCACUCGGUGCUGAAGAGGCUGAAGGAGAAGCACUUGGAGGGCCUCCUGCAAGCUGUGGAGUCCCGGGGGGGCACGCGGACCUCCUGCCUCCUGUUGCCCACCAAGGUGGACUCCAAACUGGGCCAGCAUUGGUACUCGCUCCCUCUGCUGCUGUGCAAAGUCUUUCGGUGGCCCGAUCUAAGGCACUGUUCGGAAGUCAAGAGGUUAUGUUGCUGUGAAUCCUAUGGGAAAACGCACCCGGACCUGGUCUGCUGCAACCCCUAUCACCUCAGCAGGCUCUGUGAACUAGAGUCUCCCCCUCCUCCUUAUUCGAUAUAUCCAAUGGAUUUUCUCAAACCAACUGCAAGUUGUCCAGACUCUGUGCCUUCCUCCACUGAGACAGGGGGAACUAAUUAUCUGGCCCCUGGGGGGCUUUCAGAUUCCCACGUUCUGCAAGAGCCGGGGGAUCAGUCACACUGGUGCGUGGUUGCCUACUGGGAAGAAAAAACACGCGUGGGCCGGCUGUAUUCUGUCCAAGAACCGUCCCUGGAUAUCUUCUAUGAUCUACCUCAGGGGAAUGGCUUCUGCCUCGGACAGCUCAACUCGGACAAUAAAAGCCAGCUGGUGCAGAAAGUCCGCAGCAAGAUCGGCUACGGCAUCCAGCUGACCAAGGAGGUCGACGGGGUGUGGGUUUAUAACCGCAGCAGUUACCCCAUUUUCAUCAAGUCGGCCACACUGGACAAUCCCGACUCCAGGACGUUGCUAGUGCACAAGGUGUUCCCAGGCUUUUCCAUCAAAGCGUUUGACUAUGAGAAAGCGUACAGCUUGCAGAGGCCCAACGACCACGAAUUCAUGCAGCAGCCAUGGACUGGCUUCACUGUUCAGAUCAGCUUUGUGAAAGGCUGGGGCCAGUGUUACACGAGACAGUUCAUCAGCAGUUGCCCUUGCUGGUUGGAGGUUAUUUUCAAUAACCGAUGAUGACUCGAGAGACUUAGGCCGGACUCAACAAUGACCUUUUAUAACUACUUUGCUGCUAAAUAUCUCCUUCUGAGUGCUUGCUUUUUCAUGCAAACUUUUUUUGUUCGUUUGUUUUCUGUUUUGAGAAAUAGCUUAUGGAAAGAUUUCUCUCUCCGUGUUUCUUUCCUUCUCUUUAUUUUUUCGGUUUUGGUAUUUCGAUAAGUUUCUU
This is a messenger RNA of Lacerta agilis (Sand lizard), 1944 nucleotides long. RefSeq names its product SMAD family member 7 (gene SMAD7). The transcript has 4 exons. Lineage: Eukaryota; Metazoa; Chordata; Lepidosauria; Squamata; Lacertidae. Gene Ontology annotation, biological process: SMAD protein signal transduction; transforming growth factor beta receptor signaling pathway; BMP signaling pathway. The record is from RefSeq and is a predicted model, not a curated record. Gene Ontology annotation, molecular function: I-SMAD binding; transcription regulator inhibitor activity. Bases 333 to 1736 code for a protein of 467 amino acids. Gene Ontology annotation, cellular component: heteromeric SMAD protein complex.